CGACGCCUCCUCCUCCUCCUCCUCCUCCUCCUCCUCCUCCUCCUCCGGAGCUGACCCGCCGACCUCAUCCCUAGUCCGUGCUCCUCGCCCUUUCCCAGACCCAGUCCACUCCAUCUUCCUUGCUCCAGGAGCCUUCGGGGUUGUCCCCCCUUUUGGAACCGGAAGGUACUGCAGAGGCCUAGAGAGGGGAGGAAGGUGACAUCAAUUUGUGCACCUCCCAGACUAGAACCGAGAUACUGCUUGCCACCUUCACUGUGCUCAGGCCCGGUAGCACCCACAGGAUUGCCCAUCCUCCGGCAGCUCAGUGCGAAGGUGUGAACUCAGCUUCCUCCAGAGCCUCCCCACCAUGACCUCCAAGAAGCUAGUGAACUCGGUGGCAGGCUGUGCCGAUGACGCCCUUGCUGGCCUGGUGGCCUGCAACCCCAACCUGCAGCUCCUGCAAGGCCACCGUGUGGCCCUCCGCUCUGACCUGGACAGUCUCAAGGGCCAGGUGGCGCUACUGUCGGGCGGGGGCUCUGGCCAUGAGCCCGCCCAUGCCGGUUUCAUAGGGAAGGGGAUGCUGACGGGGGUCGUCGCGGGAGCCGUGUUCACCUCCCCGGCAGCGGGCAGCAUCCUGGCGGCCAUCAGGGCAGUGGCGCAGGCGGGCACAGCGGGGACCCUCCUCAUCGUGAAGAACUACACUGGGGAUAGGCUCAACUUUGGCCUGGCCCGGGAGCAGGCCCGGGCGGAGGGCAUCCCCGUGGAGAUGGUGGUCGUCGGGGACGACAGCGCCUUCACCGUCCCGAAGAAGGCAGGCCGGCGCGGGCUCUGUGGCACAGUGCUCAUACACAAGGUGGCGGGUGCCCUGGCUGAGGCAGGCGCGGGGCUGGAGGAGAUCACAGAUCGGGUGAGCGAGGUCGCCAAGGCCAUGGGAACCCUGGGAGUGAGCUUGUCCUCCUGCAGUGUGCCGGGUUCCAAACCCACCUUUGAGCUCUCAGCCGAUGAGGUGGAGCUGGGCCUGGGGAUCCACGGGGAGGCUGGCGUGCACCGGAUAAAGAUGGCAACUGCCGACGAGAUUGUGGCUCUCAUGCUGGACCACAUGACGAGCUCCUCCAACGUGUCCCACGUGCCUGUGCAGUCUGGCUCCUCAGUGGUGCUGAUGGUCAACAACCUGGGUGGCCUGUCAUUCCUGGAACUGGGCAUCAUAGCCGACGCCGCCGUCCGCUCUCUGGAGGGCCGAGGGGUGAAGAUUGCUCGUGCCCUGGUGGGCACCUUCAUGUCAGCCCUGGAGAUGCCUGGCAUUUCUCUCACUCUUCUGCUGGUGGAUGAGCCCCUCCUGAAACUGAUAGAUGCCGAGACCACCGCCUCGGCCUGGCCUAACGUGGCCAAGGUCUUGGUGACUGGGCGGAAGCGGUGCCGGGCUGCCCCCGCCAAGCCCCUGGAGGCCCCUGAUUCCACUGCUGCAGGAGGCGCAGCCUCAAAGCAGGUGGUGCUUGUGUUGGAGCGGGUGUGCGCCACCCUCCUGGGCCUGGAGGAACAUCUGAAUGCCCUGGACCGCGCUGCCGGCGACGGGGACUGUGGCACCACCCACAGCUGCGCUGCCAGAGCGAUUCAGGGGUGGCUGAAGGAGGGCCCACCCCCUGCCAGCCCUGCCCAGCUACUCUCCAGAUUGUCCCUCCUGCUGCUGGAGAAGAUGGGAGGCUCAUCCGGGGCG
Messenger RNA from Physeter macrocephalus (sperm whale), 1693 nucleotides. Its product is annotated as triokinase/FMN cyclase. Gene Ontology annotation, biological process: glycerol catabolic process. NCBI's taxonomy places the organism in Eukaryota, Metazoa, Chordata, Mammalia, Artiodactyla, Physeteridae. The annotation marks the transcript as partial. The transcript is spliced from 14 exons. Gene Ontology annotation, cellular component: cytosol. The record is from RefSeq and is a predicted model, not a curated record. Gene Ontology annotation, molecular function: glycerone kinase activity.